Molecule: messenger RNA, 654 nt
Organism: Perkinsus marinus ATCC 50983
Lineage: Eukaryota; Perkinsozoa; Perkinsida; Perkinsidae
Exons: 2
Biological process (GO): proteolysis
Molecular function (GO): aspartic-type endopeptidase activity
Source: RefSeq, a predicted model, not a curated record
AUGUGUGGGUUAUUGGAUACGGGUGCUAAUUUGAGCAUCAUCGACAACCACACGGUCGAGGAGAUGGUAAGGAAGAAGGCUGGACGUGUUGCUAAACUGCCUCAACCCUUAACUUGUACUAUGGCUGAUGGCAGUAGGCAACAAUUGACCAAGCCGGUUGAUGGUGUUGGCCAAUAUGUUCAAUCUGGUAGAGAAGCAAGGUUUAUCAUACUAAAGACUAUCAAGAAGGACAAGGUUCUCAUUGGUAGAGAUCAGUUUGAAGACUUCGGCUUCGUUAUCGGGAAGAUGAUUAACUGCCAUCAUGAAAAGGAUUGCUUGUUGACUGACCCGUCUCAAGUCAAUAAGGUUAUGGUGGAAGAUCCUCAUCGAGUGGUUAUUCAUUGUGACCAUGUAAAGUCACAAAUGGCUGAUGUCGCCGAUGAGAUUAAUGCCACUAAGGUCUAUGAGUCCAAAACCUAUGAGGGUAGGAUGGCAUCAUUGGAAUGGAGAUCGUCCCAAAGGCCCCACAAGGCUUUCAAGGCUGCGGUCAAGAGAGCUAAGAGGUUGGAGUAUUCGCUAAAGAGAAGAGGUGGCCAAGAACUGGUGGAUGCUUAUAGUGACCAGUUCAAGCAAUGGCUUGAUAAUGGGUUUAUCCGUCCUGUCGACAGUGAGGAG